Molecule: messenger RNA, 639 nt
Organism: Seminavis robusta
Lineage: Eukaryota; Bacillariophyta; Bacillariophyceae; Naviculales; Naviculaceae
Source: the annotation of a GenBank genome assembly
AUGAACUUCUGGAGAACGGCAGCAUCGACAGCAGCGGUCGAAAAAAAAAGCAAAACUGGCGUUUUUUCAUUGAUGAAAAAUUUGAAACCGGAUACCAUCUGCGACUACAUCAAGAAUUCCAUUAACGAGACCGGUCCCUUGUUGGUGGAAGGCUUUCGGCCAUUCGACGAUUACUUGAACACGAGUACAUUGUUCUUUGACGGAGAUUAUCACAAGAAGAAGGUGAGCGCCAACCUCCUCGACGCUCGACACGCCUUUUUAAUUGUCGGUGUUACCCAGAGCAAAGAUGACGAAUUCGGAGGAGUCGCAUUCAUGGUGCAAGAUUCGCUGGAGGGACGCCCAUUUGUUACAAUCGGCUGGGACUUGCUCUCCAGCAUGGAUGGUACUAAGUUUCGGCACAUUGAAUUAGGGGUGGUGUUCGCGCGCACAACAUUUGAACAGCAACUUGACGAUGCCAACUCCGAGACAACUACGAAGAGCGGCGGCAGCGCAGCAGGCACAAUGGACGGCACCCCGGAGGCGACGGAUGCAAGUGAUCAGGGAGAAGGGAAGCCCUACACAAAGCCUGACUGGUUGGGAAAUUUUAAUUUCGAAAUUCCAAAGGGGGCAGAUCUCUCGAAAUUCUUUGUUUACACCUAA